AUGCAGACGCGCGAGAUCGGCGAGCCGACACUGCCAGAUCACGAGGAGCAGGGAGGGGACGUGGCGGAGCGAACUGGGCCCACGGGUCCCCGCCACCCGCGCCAACAAAGCCAGUCCCCGCAGGCAGCGGACGAACUGAGCGCGCCGGGGAUCCCACAGGAUUAUGGGGCAGGAGCGCGGCGAGAGGAGCGACUGGAGCAGCAGGAGGAGCAGAUUGCGAGGACGGCCCCGCAUGGGAGCGGUGGAGAGCUUUCUCCACACCGUCCAAUUUCUUCAGGACUUGCUCCAUCGCGGAAGGCGCCGGACGCGCAGCCCCGCCGCGGCCGUAACCCCCCCGUCGCCCACGAUGCGCACGCCCACUCGCGCUCGAACGCACAGGCGACUGUGGGCGAGACAGGCCCCGCUGACGCUGGCGGUCAGAGGAACGCUCCGUGCGACGAGGAGAGUAGAGCCGCUGGCGCUUCGCAAGAGGGGGAGAACGUGGCGCCAAGGACCGAUAUCCAGACGCAUGACGAGCAGGCGAUCGCGGACGAGAGGAGCGGGGAGCGAGAGAACGGUGGCGAUACGAGCGGUGGUCACGGGAACGGCUCCGUGACACCUUGCGCCGAGGAGAUCGAGGAGACCGCGGUGAUCGCGGAGACCGCGGCGGGCGCGAGUCAGCGCGACGGUCGUCGUGGCGGCUCUCCCGCCUACCGUCGUGGGCCACCGGCGAACGAUGGCGAGGCGAAUGCCCCCGGUGCGCUACAGCCUCUGCGCCGGAGCGCGCGACGGACCCCACACGCGCAGGCUCCCCCAGAGGCAAGGAUCCGCCUCCGAGCAGACCCAGAUCCCGACGCUGAUCCUCAAAGCGCCGACGGAUCUCGUCCGCAGCCGCCGGCGGAGCAACAGGCACGCUCGCGGCAGGACGCGCGGGAGGAAGUGGACGGGGAGCAGGAUCAACCUCCACGGCGCGGAGCGGGCGGGGAAGCACGCGGGGAAGAGGCGGGCGUCGAGGAGCACGCGGAGUACAGCGCAGCGCAGGCCUCGCGGCAAGGGGGAACCCCCGCCAGCCACCGAGCCCAAUCUGGUUAG
Messenger RNA from Closterium sp. Naga37s-1, 1071 nucleotides. Lineage: Eukaryota; Viridiplantae; Streptophyta; Zygnematophyceae; Desmidiales; Closteriaceae. The record is from the annotation of a GenBank genome assembly.